Molecule: messenger RNA, 3075 nt
Organism: Priapulus caudatus
Lineage: Eukaryota; Metazoa; Priapulida; Priapulimorpha; Priapulimorphida; Priapulidae
Product: elongator complex protein 2-like
Exons: 25
Coding region: 1-3075 (1024 amino acids)
Biological process (GO): tRNA wobble uridine modification; protein phosphorylation
Cellular component (GO): elongator holoenzyme complex
Molecular function (GO): ATP binding; protein serine/threonine kinase activity; protein binding
Source: RefSeq, a predicted model, not a curated record
AUGGAGAAAGCAUGCGAGAGUUGUUACAUUAGUUGCAGUUGCAAUCGCACUCCGCAUUCAGCCCAUUGGGGUUAUAAUAAAGUUUUAUGUUACGGGAGUUGUAAUUCUAUUAGUUUAUAUGAAGUAAAGUUCCCACCGUGUGAUGGCCAGGUUGUGCAGACCUUAAAUGCCCACAAAGGUCGCGUGAACUGUGUUCAGUGGAUCACAAAACAUGGAGAGGUGGAAGAUGAGUUGGUUUCGGGGUCCACAGACAGCAUAGGAAUAGUAUGGAGAAGGUUAAAUAGCCAGCUGUGCGCAGUCAAUACACUGACAGGCCAUACCGGAAGCAUAAAUGCUAUAAGUGCUCACUACCUCUGGCGGAUCAAGGAUGCUACAUGUGCCAAGACACAGAUUGCAACAGCAUCUGCCGAUUCUACUGUAAAACUGUGGGAACGGGAAUGGGAGGCAGAUGAGUUUACAUGUAUCCAGACGUUGUCAUUUGGAUCUGGUUUUUCAUUGGAUGUUGCUUUGACUACCCUUCCGGGUACAGAAGUAUCAUUACUUGCUUGUGGAUGUGAUGAUAUGCGAAUUCAUCUCUUUGUUCAACAGAGUGGUCAGUUUAUAAAGGUGCAGUCACUGGCUGGACAUGAAGACUGGGUUAGAGGACUUGACUUUGCAAUGGAUGAUGGUGGUGACCUUCUUCUUGCCAGCUGUGCUCAGGAUUUUUUCAUCAGAUUGUGGCGAAUAUCUCCCAGAUGUUCAGAAGUGCAUAAUCAACAGAAGUUAACUAGCAGUGUCUCGAAUGAAGAUGAUAUCAAGAUUAAAGAGAAGAUGUUCACUGUUGAUAAUGAGGGAAAACAAUAUUCGUUUGUGGUAUCCGUAGAAGCAGUAAUGACGGGCCAUGAGGGCUGGGUGUACGGUGUACAUUGGCAACCGGCGGAGUAUGCAGAUGGGACAAGACGUCAACCCAUGUGUCUCAUCUCAGCUUCAAUGGAUAAAACUGUUAUAUUAUGGAAACCUGAUGCAGACACUGGUGUCUGGCUUGAUAAGGUGAGAGUUGGUGAGAUAGGUGGCAACACAUUGGGGUUUUAUGGUUGCCAGCUAAGCCCUGAUGGAUGCUCAUUCAUGGCACAUGGAUACCAAGGAGCAAUACACAUGUGGCACAAAAACCAGGUAUCAGAUCAAUGGGUUCCAGGUGUAACUGUCGGUGGGCAUUUCGAUGAAGUGACGGACAUAGACUGGGACCCAGAGGGAGGAGAAUUCUUGCUUAGUGUUAGUCUAGACCAGACCACAAGACUUCAUGCCCCUUGGGUCAGAGACGCAACAAAGACAAACUGGCACGAGAUUGCACGGCCGCAGGUACAUGGCUACGACAUGACCAGCAUUGCCAUGAUCGGGCGCUGCCGAUUUGUCUCGGGUGCAGACGAGAAAGUUCUACGCACCUUCGAGGCACCGAGAAACUUCGUAGAGAACCUGGCCCGACUCUCGGGCGUGGAGGCCCAACGUGAUGUUGAAAAUCUUUUGAAUAUACCAGAGGGUGCAAGCGUGCCAGCAUUGGGUCUGUCUAACAAGGCAGUGUUCUCUGCUGGAGAAAAGAUUGUGAAUGAUGAGUUGUCAAUCCAGCCUCACCCGAACGAACAGUAUCCAGAACUAUACUUCAAGCCAGUGCGAUUAUUGGAGCCACCCUCUGAAGAAGACUUGCUACAGAACACGUUGUGGCCUGAAAUUCAGAAGCUGUAUGGCCAUGGUUAUGAAUUGUACAGUGUUGCGAGUAACCACGAACGAACAAUAGUAGCCUCAGUCUGCAAGGCAUCCAAGCCAGAGCACGCGGCAGUGAUACUGUGGGACACGUCGUCAUGGCGACAGAUGUGUCAGCUUCGGUCGCACCAGCUCACAGUGACGCAGCUUGCUUUCUCACCAGAUGACAGGUAUCUUCUGAGUGUUUCACGUGACAGGACCUGGUCACUGUUCAAGAGAACACAGUCAGAGCAAGGGUUGCAGUUUGAAAGAGUAGGCUACUCUGACAAGAAAACAGGAAUACAUUCUAGAAUUAUCUGGGCUUGUGCGUGGUCGCAUGAUAACAAGCACUUUGCAACUGCUUCCAGAGAUAAGAAGGUCGUGAUGUGGCAGGUGACACAGGAACAAAGGAAAGACAGUUGUCUUGGUAUUGUCCAAGCAUGCCCCGACCCCCUGCAACUAGACGAUUCCAUAACAGCUAUUGACAUGCCUUUCGUUCUUUGCUCGAGCGAAGAGUAUCUGGUGGCUGUAGGAUUGGAGAGCGGAAUCAUACAGCUUUUCAAGUGGAACAGUUUACAUACAAAUCCAUGGAGCAAAGUGAUUACUUUAGAUGAAAAGUAUCCUUUUUUUAAAUGUUUUAAAUUGUGCACUGUAGAGUUAGCACCUGUGACGCCUCCCUUCAAGCCGCAGGUGACCUCGGAGACGGACACGCGUUACUUCGACGCUGAGUUCACCGGCGACUCGGUCGACCUGACGCCGCCGCGUCACACCGGCGGACCGCUGAACGCCAUUGUCGAGGAGAGCACCGACGCCCCCUACUUCCAGCAGUUCUCUUACCACGGCGACCGCGGCACGCUCGGAAUGGAGUAUGGCGUUUGGUUUGUAGCACGUUUGCAGGGACAAUGGUCUUUGGCAUCCAAGCCAGAGCACGCGGCAGUGAUACUGUGGGACACGUCGUCAUGGCGACAGAUGUGUCAGCUUCGGUCGCACCAGCUCACAGUGACGCAGCUUGCUUUCUCACCAGAUGACAGGUAUCUUCUGAGUGUUUCACGUGACAGGACCUGGUCACUGUUCAAGAGAACACAGUCAGAGCAAGGGUUGCAGUUUGAAAGAGUAGGCUACUCUGACAAGAAAACAGGAAUACAUUCUAGAAUUAUCUGGGCUUGUGCAUGGUCGCAUGAUAACAAGCACUUUGCAACUGCUUCCAGAGAUAAGAAGGUCGUGAUGUGGCAGGUGACACAGGAACAAAGGAAAGACAGUUGUCUUGGUAUUGUCCAAGCAUGCCCCGACCCCCUGCAACUAGACGAUUCCAUAACAGCUAUUGACAUGCCUUUCGUUCUUUGCUCGAGUGGAGAGUAA